Molecule: messenger RNA, 390 nt
Organism: Medioppia subpectinata
Lineage: Eukaryota; Metazoa; Arthropoda; Arachnida; Sarcoptiformes; Oppiidae
Source: the annotation of a GenBank genome assembly
UGUGAAAUAAUAGCAAAACAUUUUCAAAGUGUUAGGCAUUAGUCGUGUCGACAGAAGAGCGCAAAAGCCAUCGAUUUGUAUGAAAAGACAUAUUUCGCUCACAACUGUCUCUCAUCUGCCGAUUAUCUGACAAUCGAUUCAACGAUUAACCGAUCAGAUGGACGACAACUCAUCCGGAAACCUCUUCGUUGCGAUGACUAUAGCCGAGGAUUUCUCGAUCUAUUGUCUCAGUUGACACAAGUCGGAGACAUCGAUGAGAAACUAUUCAAUGAGCGUUUCAAACAAAUGAAAAAUAACGGCAAUUAUUACGUGACAGUUGUUGAAGACGUGACCACUUCUCGGGUCAUAUGUUCGGCCACUUUGUUCACUGAAUACAAGUUCAUACACAAC